UGUCAGUCUGUCCAACAUGGAUCUGAUGUUUGGCUCCAUGAUUUCAGUCUGAUGUGUCAUUCAGAUAUUUUUCUGUUCCAGCUGCUGGAGGACAACAUGGUCACUUUUGUGAAGAACGAGCUGAAGAAGAUCCAGAAGGUUCUGAGCCCAGAUUACCCAGAAUGCUUAGAGAGUCAGAGGGAGGAUGAGGAGGUGUUGGAGGGUGAUGAUGAAGAGCAGAGGAGGAGCAGAGAGGCAUUGAUGAAGAUCACAGUUUACUUCCUGAGGAGGAUGAAGCAGGAGGAGCUGGUUGACCGUCUGCAGAGCACCCUUUGUCAACGUAACCUUAAAAGUUGUGUGAAGAAGAGGUUCCAGUGUGUGUUUGAGGGGAUUGCUAAAGCAGGAAACCCAACCCUUCUGAAUGAGAUCUACACAGAGCUCUACAUCACAGAGGGAGGGACUGGAGAGGUCAAUGAUGAACAUGAGGUCAGACAGAUUGAAACAGCAUCCAGGAAACCACACACACCAGAAACAACCAUCAGACAAGAAGACAUCUUUAAACUCCCACCUGGAAGACAUGAACCAGUCAGAACAGUGAUGACAAAGGGAGUGGCUGGCAUUGGGAAAACAGUCUUAACACAGAAGUUCACUCUGGACUGGGCUGAAGACAAAGCCAACCAGGACAUCCACUUCAUGUUUCCAUUCACUUUCAGAGAGCUGAACGUGCUGAAAGAGAAGAAGUUCAGCUUGGUGGAACUUGUUCAUCACUUCUUUACUGAAACCAAAGAAAUGUGCAGCUUUGAAGACUUCCAGCUUGUGUUCAUCUUUGAUGGUCUGGAUGAGUGUCGACUUCCUCUGGACUUCCACAACAAUCAGAUCCUGACUGAUGUUACAGAGUCCACCUCAGUGGAUGUGCUGCUGACAAACCUCAUCAGGGGGAAACUGCUUCCCUCUGCUCGCCUCUGGAUAACCACACGACCUGCAGCAGCCAAUCAGAUCCCUGCUGAGUGUGUUGGCAUGGUGACAGAGGUCAGAGGCUUCACUGACCCACAGAAGGAGGAGUACUUCAGGAAGAGGUUCAGAGAUGAGGAGCAGGCCAGCAGGAUCAUCUCCCACAUCAAGACAUCACGAAGCCUCCACAUCAUGUGCCACAUCCCAGUCUUCUGCUGGAUCACUGCUACAGUUCUGGAGGACGUGUUGAAAAGCAGAGAGGGAGGAGAGCUGCCCAACACCCUGACUGAGAUGUACAUCCACUUCCUGCUGGUUCACACCAAAGUCAAGAAGGUCAAGUAUGAUGGAGGAGCUGAGACAGAUCCACUCUGGAGUCCAGAGAGCAGGAAGAUGAUUGAGUCUCUGGGAAAAGUGGCUUUUGAGCAGCUGCAGAAAGGAAACCUGAUCUUCUAUGAAUCAGACCUGACAGAGUGUGGCAUCGAUAUCAGAGCAGCCUCAGUGUACUCAGGAGUGUUCACACAGAUCUUUAAAGAGGAGAGAGGCCUGUACCAGGACAAGGUGUUCUGCUUCGUCCAUCUGAGUGUUCAGGAGUUUCUGGCUGCUCUUCACGUCCAUCUGACCUUCAUCAACUCUGGACUCAAUUUGAUGGGAGGAGAUGAAUUAUCCAAGAAUCCUGGAAAAAAUGAUCUAAAUUAUCUCCAUCAGAGUGCUGUGUACCAGGCCUUACAGAGUCCAAAUGGACACCUGGACUUGUUCCUCCGGUUCCUCCUGGGUCUUUCACUGCAGACCAAUCAGACUCUCCUACGAGGCCUGCUGACACAGACAGGAAGUAGCUCACAGACCAAUCAGGAAACAGUCCAGUACAUCAAGAAUCAGAUCAGUGAGAAUCUGUCUGCAGAGAAAAGCAUCAAUCUGUUCCACUGUCUGAAUGAACUGAAUGAUGGUUCUCUAGUGGAGGAGAUCCAACAGUCUCUGAGUUCAGGAAGUCUCUCCACAGAUGAACUGUCUCCUGCUCACUGGUCAGCUCUGGUCUUCAUCUUACUGACAUCAGGAAAAAUUCUGGAUGAUUUCAACCCAAAGAAAUAUUCUAAUGACUGGAAGUCUAUUCAGAGGCUGCUGCCAGUGGUCAAAGUUUCCAAAAAAGCCAAGUAAGUACUAAAAUAUUAAAAUAUUUCUAAAUAA
Nematolebias whitei (Rio pearlfish) is the source of this 2112-nucleotide messenger RNA. Its product is annotated as NLR family CARD domain-containing protein 3-like. NCBI's taxonomy places the organism in Eukaryota, Metazoa, Chordata, Actinopteri, Cyprinodontiformes, Rivulidae. The transcript has 2 exons. The record is from RefSeq and is a predicted model, not a curated record.